GUGCAGUCGCUUUGGGUGUGUUACCCAUUAAACCAAGGGCCACCUUUUCCCUUACUCCUUUGUCACAAAGUCCUGCCUGUGCCUUCCACUCUAGAGUAGUCCUCGACUUCUUGGUUUCCUUCGCUCUGAGGCAUGCACGCUUUGGUGUGGAAUUUAAUUUCAAAGGCUUGGGUGUACGUCUUCGGAAAUGAUGGUCACUGUGGCAGAAAGCUCGAGUAUCUUUUACCUGUCUGGCUGUCAAAUGUGUGAGGCUGAGGAUAUGAACAAAGAUAAAACCAAUUCUUCUGGAGUUCCUAGAGGGAGGUGUAUGUUGACGUUAGAGGCACAGUGCAGCACUGGGCUAGUUCUAAAUUAACCCUGAAGUGGGUAGAACUGGGGCUGGAACCCUUCAGGUGCAGAAGUUGCUGGUCUUCAGUAAUAACAUGCCAGCCCUGUUACAGUAUUGUGCACUAGAAGAGAGUUAGCCCACGAUCUCCCUUGCUUUACGGAGCAAGAAGCUUUGUUCUUAACUCUGCAUCCCCUCCAGGUGUGUUUGGCAGAGUGAAGAUGAGUGGUGAAGAGAUUCUUGUGUGUGCAGUACAACUUGGAGAAAAUUUCUGCCUCUAUUUUGCAGAUGAUGAUGGGCUGGAAUGUGAUGCCUUUUGUAAGGAGAAAAUUCUCCACAGAGUCCUUCGAAAUGUAAAUAGCCAGUUGCUUGUGGUUCGACCAGAUUUAAACAUGGCAGCUUUUGAAGAUGUGACAGAUCAGGAGAUGAAAGCUGGCAGUGGAAUGCACUUCAACAUUCACUAUUACAAAACCACCACACCUUCAGCAGGGAUGCCUGUUGCAUUCAGCAUCCAGGUGGAAGAUAAAAAUUAUUACAUGUGUUGUGAGAAAGAAUGUGGGAAAAUGAUAGUUCGAUUUAGGGAAGGAGAAGUUCCCAAAGAAAUUCCUGGUGAAAGUAAUGUAAUCUUUUUCAAAAAGACAUUUACAUCUUGUAGCUCCAGAGCUUUUAAGUUUGAAUACUCCCUAGAACGAGGAAUGUUCUUGGCCUUUGAGGAGGAAGGCUGCUUAAGAAAAUUAAUUCUAAAGAAACUGUCAAGAGAAGAUGAAGUGGAUGAAACCAUGAAGAUAAGUUUCUAACUUCAGUCAGAAUGAAAGUCACAACCUAUGACAUCAGUCUUAAAAUAUAUUUUGGCUUUCAAUAAAGGAAAUCUUAUUCUUUCUUCAUCUGAGGCAAGCCAGUUUUAUGUUUUUAGCUACUAUAAAUCAGGACAAAAAUGAGCAUCUUACAAAGGAAAAUAAAUUAAAAUUCUUGGCAAAAAAA
This is a messenger RNA of Athene cunicularia (burrowing owl), 1306 nucleotides long. It is a transcript of the gene IL18, whose product is annotated as interleukin 18. The coding region runs from base 547 to 1122 and encodes 191 amino acids. The transcript is spliced from 5 exons. Gene Ontology annotation, molecular function: cytokine activity. The record is from RefSeq and is a predicted model, not a curated record. Lineage: Eukaryota; Metazoa; Chordata; Aves; Strigiformes; Strigidae. Gene Ontology annotation, biological process: inflammatory response; immune response.